Molecule: messenger RNA, 1266 nt
Organism: Onthophagus taurus
Lineage: Eukaryota; Metazoa; Arthropoda; Insecta; Coleoptera; Scarabaeidae
Source: RefSeq, a predicted model, not a curated record
CAUUAUACGAAGCAUUCACAGUGCUGUAAAAACUGUUGUGUUUUGAUGAAAGAAGCGGUUACUGAAGAAAAAAUAGCGACGAAGGAAAAAGGAACCAUUGAUGAUGAAGCUGGAAUUGCCGUUUCCGGGGAUGGAACCUGGAAAAAGCGAGGCUUCUCUUCUCGUUUUGGCGUGACUAUACUUAUCGGAAUUUUGACAGGGAAAGUUGUAGAUAUUCUGGUAAAAUCAUCUUACUGCAAAGCCUGCGAAUUUUGGGAAAAAAGAACUAACACCGCUGAAUAUGAGGAAUGGAAACAAGAACAUGAGUGUUUCGCAAAUCACACAGGCAGCGCAGGAAAAAUGGAAGUGGAAGGAAUGCAGGAAAUGUUUCAACGGUCCGUAGAACUGCGUGCAGUAAAAUACCUGCAUUAUAUCGAGGAUGGUGAUUGUAAGACGUUUAACUGUAUUCUAAAAACAAACCCCUACGAUAUUCCGGUUAUCAAAAAAGAGUGUGUAGGUCACGUACAAAAGAGAAUGGGAACUCGUCUUCGUGCACUAAAGAAAAACACGAAAGGUCUUGGAGGAAAAGGUAAACUAACGGGCAAAUGUAUAGACGAGUUGCAGACAUACUACGGUUUAGCCAUCAGGAGAAAUGCGGAUUCAAUGGAAAAAAUGAAAGCAGCUAUCUGGGCGACGUUUCUUCAUAAAAUUUCAACAGAUGAAAAACCACAACAUGAAAACUGUCCUUCUGGAGAAGAUUCGUGGUGCUCCUGGCAACGAGCGUAUGCUACCAACACUCUUACUGGCUAUAAACAUAAGACUGCUCUUCCCCAGAAUAUCCAAGAUGCAAUUCGACCCAUCUAUGAAGAUUUGAGCAGAGACGAUUUGUUGUCAAGGUGUGUUGGCGGAUAUACGCAGAAUAACAACGAAAGCCUGAACGAUCUUAUCUGGAAGAUUGCUUCAAAAGAGACUUAUUGUACUGCUGUAACUGUUGAAAUAGCCGCAUACAUUGCAGCAGCAAUCUUCAAUAAAGGUCACAUGAGCCUGUUAACAAUGUUGCAGACAUUGAAUGUGUCUAUAGGUAAUGCAGCCUAUAACAUGUGUCAGGAAAUCGAUGCCCAACGGAUUUGCACGGCUGAACUUAGGACGCUGGAAGCGACAAAAGAGAGCCGAAUUCGUCGCAGACAAAAUCGAUUACGAUUGCUGGACGGUCAUACUGUAGAUGAAGGUCAGCUUUAUGGCGCAGGCAUCGCCGAUUAGUGAUCAAUUCUAGAAGCUGAACAACAC